Mycena indigotica is the source of this 297-nucleotide messenger RNA. RefSeq lists its product as uncharacterized. The record is from RefSeq and is a predicted model, not a curated record. Bases 1 to 297 code for a protein of 98 amino acids. The transcript is spliced from 2 exons. Gene Ontology annotation, biological process: mitochondrial respiratory chain complex II assembly. NCBI's taxonomy places the organism in Eukaryota, Fungi, Basidiomycota, Agaricomycetes, Agaricales, Mycenaceae. Gene Ontology annotation, cellular component: mitochondrion.
AUGUCGCAUUCGGGACUGCAAAAAGAGGUCUUGAGUCUAUACAGACGAGCACUCCGCAUCCCGCGCUCAAAGCCGGAGGCCAGUCGAUCCAAAUGGAAUCUGAUGUUGCGCUAUACUUUUCGUACUCAAGCCGCACGAGCUCAUCCAGGCGCAUUUUCGACAAUUGAAUAUCUCUUACGAGCUGGGCGGAGACAAAUCGACAUGUUUGAGCACCCCUCGGUGAAAGACUGCCACGUUUCGGCCGAAAUGCAAAGUUGGCAAACAGAGCACAAAAAUACUAGUCGAUCCCAAACUUAG